AGAGGCACGCUGUUACAAGUAGCGACAGGCGAGGGAAAAACGGAAAUUGUUGCCGGUAUGGCGGUGUUGAUGAGCUUGGUUUACGGGAAAAAAGUGGAUAUCAUGACCAGCAGCCCAGUUCUUGCCGUGCGCGAUGCGGAGAAAAACAAAAACCUGUUCGAGGCGUUCGCGUUGAAAAUCUCUCACAACACACAGUCUACUUCGGGAGCAGCAGGAGCGGAUGGCAGUGCAACUACCAGCAAAAAGAAGUCCUCUUCCUCUGCAUCUUCUUCCAAACGCGCGUGCUACGAGAGCGAGAUCACCAUUGGCGAUCCAGCUGAUUUCAUGUUCGACGCCCUGAAAUCCGAGUGGUACCACCAGAAAACCACCGGAAAUCGCUACGGUGCGAAGUAUAUGCAGUGUAAAAGUAUGGUAUUAAUAGUAGAAAUAGCAUCACAAAUUUUUCCAGAAGGGAAAAUGGAAUUUGCAAUGCUGAAUGAGCUCACGAACCAGAUUUGUCAUGCAUGACUGCAAUUACUAUGAGUGCGAUACUUUUGCACUGGAUAAAGUACGAAGCGAACGUCGACGCAGGGCCCCGGGGGAAGCGACUCAGUGCGAACUCCAACAAGGCGGGGCGCCACGACAAGGAGGGUGAAGAACAAGCCGGCGCCGGUACUGCUGCUGAUGAUGAAGAGAAAGAGUCGCAGGAGAGCCGAGAAAAGCCGAUAGAGGUGUUUUAUGACCCUAGCGCCGUGGUCCACCGGCUGACACCGGGAAAAGCGAAGUAUGAUGCGAUAGUGCGUGAAGAGAACGGCUUACGGGCUAUGUCUCGCCGCUUGUAUUUGGAAGAAUCUGGGGCGGUGUUGCCCCGACUCCGUGUCAAGCUCGCGAGGUACGCAGAGGGGGUGAACGAUGUGCUCCGCGAAAGGUUGUUGCCUGCUAAACCGGAGGACGUUGAAAUGCCAGCAGCCGGACGUCCGGAGGAGGAACAGCCAGAGCAGCAAGCAGCGAAGGCUGCGGAGAAGGAGGAGCGCAAACAGGCCGAGAUUCUUUGGGCCAGUUCCUUGGGCGACGGGGGAGCAGAGAAAGCCGUGACCUCCCUCGAGGGAAUCUGGCGCAGAAGCACUGUCAAGGCGAUUCGAUCAACAAAGAGACAUGUUGAGACGAGCACAAUUCAUCCCAGGCAACGAAAAGAGGACGGAGAAGACGAUCCAGAUAUUACGGAUGAAAGAGCAGACCCGCAGUUUCAAAGCGUGCUCUACCAAGUCGAACCAACGCCACCAACGAAGAGCGACGCUAAGACCUCGAAUACCCCAGCACAGCACACGAAAGAGUGGUUUCGGUUCUGGCAACGGAUAAGCCACGCAGGCACGAACGAUAUAUCGACCGGUUCUGCCGCCUUCGAGGACCAUUUUCUCUUGCCGGGAGAAAAUCUGUUCCCCGCCCUCUUCGGAACAACGAGCGAGUCAGUGCUGGAAAGCGACGAUCUGCGUGAAGAACAACGUAGUUUCCAACCAGACACCGACUUCCGGAACAUCCACAAAGCGUUCGCGACGAAGAUUCUGAAAGAGGAGGUGGAAAUGAACACCGCGAUCGCGAUGGGUCGGCUGGAAUUUGGUUUUGACAACGUCGCUUUAGCCGACGAAGUUGACAUGAUGCUGGUAAACGACUUAUCCAGGACUGCGAAAGUCGCCGUGCCGUUUCCGGGGGCGGAAUUUCUGGAGCCGAUUUACCACGUGCUGAAAAUGGAGAUUGACCGGCUCCAGCACCGGCUGAUUCCCGUUCCGGAGGGGAAGAAGAAGCGGCUGGUGCUGCUGUACGGUGACUUAUUGCGGAAAAUCCGCGGUACUGGUACAAGAAACUUGACAGCAAGAAGACCCUCAAACAACUCUGUCGGGUCGUCCGCGAUAGUCGAGGAUUCCGUCGAGUUUCGUCUCUCCUCUACAACGGGCGCAGGGAUCAGUGCAACGAGCGCGAUGUUUUCACCGGGAGCAGCUGCUCGGGGCCGCACCAGAGGAACCGUCAUCAUGACUCUGUCCCAGCUGCUCCGCGAGGUGCGCAAGAAGGGCGGUAGCGAGGUCGGGAUCGAGCUCGGAGGGGAGGGGACACCAGAAGACGAGACCGACGCGGAGAUGGAAAAGAAAAACCAAGCACUGGAAGACUACCUCGAACGGUUCCUGCUGCGGGCCAUCGACUGGCGCAGCGAGGAUAUCAGGGCGGAGGGGUCGUUGUUCACGAAGUCUAGAAGUGCGAAGAAACGUACGGAAAGUUCUACAACCGCGCAACCAGCUGAUAUUACUGCGUCGCCGCCUCCUCCAGCACAUGAAGAAGGCCCUAGCACAGGAGGACCAGCGAGCGCUAGUCCAGCUCCUAUGGAGGUCGACCAGGGCAGUGGCGAAACACAGCAAGAAGGACCAGUUCCCCCGCGUCCCAUGGAGGCAAUUCCCGAAGAACAAGAUGUAAGCGGCACAACUCCCGCGGCUUCGGCAGGAGUCCAAGAACCCCCCACAGCAGGAAACAGGAACCCGCCAGUCACGACGUUCCGCCAUGCGGAAGAUCUGCUCUUGCACGCUGGCUAUGCACCGAUUCCCGGUGGGCGGCCGGUGAAAUUGGCUCCUCCCUCGGAACGCUUGCCGGAUUUUCUGAACAUCAAGGACAGUGCAAAGGCUGCUUCGUCUCUGUUUACUUUCGACAGUGGAGCUGCGCAAACCUCCGUUGGCUCAGGCGCUGGUGAGCAGGGUUCCUCGAAAGGAGGAAGUACUAGCGCCAAGAAAGCAGCUGCUGACCAAGAACAUCACCAGCAGCACGACCACUCUGCUGGCUUGAUCCAGAUCCCGAAGCACUGGGAGCAGCACAUCCGCGACACGAUUCCGCGCCUGGUCAAGUCCGCCAUGCUCGCGUACUUCACGUUCAAGGAGAACAUCGACUACGUAGUGGAGGACAACGCCGUUAAGCCGGUGUCCGGUGCCACAGGAAUCACGCAAGAGUCCCUCCACUGGUCCGACGGGAUUCACCAGACGCUCGAGGUGGCGCACCAACUGCCCGUCACGCCGGAGUCCCUGCCGACGAAUUUCUUGUCCAAUUUCGCUUUCUUCCGCAGAUACAAGUUCGUCUACGGUGUCACGGGAACCCUCGGUUCGCGCGCGGUGCGCAACAGCCUGAAGUCCACGUACCAACUCUCGUCCCGGCUGAUGCCCCUAUCGCGGGACAAGCGCUUUUUGGAAUACGCACCGGAUCUGAUCGGGCCCGAGACAUUGGUGCCGGCGGUUUUGGGAAGCGUGGCGGCUCGCGGCGGUGCGCCGGGAAGCAAGCCGGGGUCGUGGAGAGGAGGGGCGUUUUCGGAGCAGGAAGGGCAGUUCUUGCCCGACGGCGAAAAUUAUGACCCAAGCGAAAUAAUGUCAGAAGCGGACGACUCCGGUGUGGCUCAUCACGAUAACGGAACUGCACGUCGAGUCUUGUCGCAGCGAUCGCGGUGGGUGGCGACCGUGGUGGAGAAUGUCGUAAGGGAACUUAGAAGGGACCGCGGGGUGCUCUGCAUCUGCCGCAGCAUCCAGCACGCCACACAGAUUUCCACUUCCUUGAAGCGGGAAUGGGAGCAGACGAAAGUUAUCGAAUACCUUCGCCAGUCCAAUGCCGACGUGGGCGAGGUCAAAAUGGCACCGUUCGAACCGGGCAUGGUGAUUGUGUCCACCAACCUGGUAUGCAUUGCAAAUAUGCCUGGGUCAGGAAGGAUGCGAACUUGUGAUGCGCAUUUCACAAAAAAGAUAAAUCUCUCAUGCAUAGGCAGCAAAAGGUGCCCACAUCGGAUGUGGGCACCUUUUGCUGAAGCGAAAUCUGUGAUGCUAGGGCUUCCAUGGCAGACAUUUUGUGUCAUGCAAAAACAGCAUGACUUCCAGACCCAGACGUUUUUGCAUUUGAUAUCUGGCGGGGCGCGGCACGGACUACGACACCGCAGCGAUCGAGCAGUACGGGGGGUUGCAUGUGGAGCUCACCUUUUUGGCAGAGAGUCGCGAGGAGGCGCAGGCACUGGGGCGGACGGCGCGGCAGGGCAAAAAAGGCACGGGGAGGAUCACCGCUAUGGUGUCUGAAGGAUUCGGGAGUGCGGGUGGGAUAGAAGAGUACACGACG
Molecule: messenger RNA, 4107 nt
Organism: Amoebophrya sp. A120
Lineage: Eukaryota; Dinophyceae; Syndiniales; Amoebophryaceae
Source: the annotation of a GenBank genome assembly